CAACACGCAUACAACACGCAUACACUGCAUAUAUAACAGAUAUUACAGAGAAUGGAUAAAUAUAUAACAAGAUCUGUUCGUAUCUUUCGUCCUACAAGAACUACUAUGCAAGCAGGUGCUCGUCAUCCUCAAAUAUGGCGUCUUGAAUGGGAUUUUACUUCUUCUCGUCAUUGGGAAAAUCCCGUAAUGGGAUGGACAUCAUCGGGUGAUCCUCUUCAGGCAACUUAUAUUAACUUUCCUACUCUUGAAAGUGCUAUUCGGUUCGCUGAAAAGCAGGGAUAUUCGUAUCAAGUGGAACCUGAUUCAACCCUUAGCAAGUUUGCUGUCAAAAGUUAUGCUGAUAAUUAUCGGGUAGAAACUAUGAAUCCUUCCAAAAUAUCUCAUACUAAAUAAUGAAAUCAUGUGAUUGUUUUAAGUGAAGGAGAGAAAAGGUAUUGC
Pneumocystis carinii B80 is the source of this 438-nucleotide messenger RNA. RefSeq lists its product as hypothetical. NCBI's taxonomy places the organism in Eukaryota, Fungi, Ascomycota, Pneumocystomycetes, Pneumocystales, Pneumocystaceae. The coding region runs from base 52 to 393 and encodes 113 amino acids. Gene Ontology annotation, biological process: electron transport chain. The transcript has 3 exons. The record is from RefSeq and is a predicted model, not a curated record.